CAGCUUUGGAUAUCAGGAUGGCAUUUGCUCUUCGAGUGUCGGUGGCGGUCCUUGCAGUUCUAUGCGUCAUGCAGUCCUCAGCUGAUCCUUGGCUGUGGGAUAAAGGAAAAGGAGGUGGAUAUGGAGGCGGAUACGGAGGAGGAUAUGGGGGUGGAUACGGAGGUGGAUAUGGGAGUGGACACGGAGGAGGAUAUGGGGGUGGACACGGAGGUGGAUAUGGCCACAAAGGAAAGCUGAUUAUUAAAUGCAAGGGAUAUUGUGGUGGGUAUGGAUAUGGUGGAGGAGGAGGAUAUGGCCACGGAGGAGGGGGAUAUGGGUAUGGCCAUAGCGGUGGGUAUGGCCAUAAAGGGAAAGGUUAUGGCCAUAAGGGAAAAGGAUAUGGAGGAGGAGGAGGUGGCUAUGGACACGGGGGAGGUGGCUAUGGACACGGAGGAGGAUAUGGCCAUAAAGGAAAGGGAUAUGGCCAUGGAGGCGGAUAUGGCCACGAUGAUGGAUAUGGUCAUAAAGGGAAGGGAUAUGGUCACGGAGGAGGUGGAUAUGGGUACGGAGGUUAUGGCCACGAUGAUGGAUAUGGCUCUAAAGGAAAGGGAUAUGGCCACGGAGGAGGUGGAUAUGGCCACGAUGAUGGAUAUGGCUCUAAAGGAAAGGGAUAUGGCCACGGAGGAGGUGGAUAUGGCCACGAUGAUGGAUAUGGCUACGGAGGUUAUGAUCACGGCGGUGGAUAUGGGCAUGGAGGCUACGGCCACAGUGAUGGAUAUGGCCACAAAGGAAAAGACUACGGAUAUGGAAGUUACGGUUAUCACUGAGUGCUGCAUGUUGUAUUAUUAUGUUUAAUGUGAACGAAUAUAUGAAGAAGUCCCCCUUAGUCACUGCCCCACGUUUUCUAUUACAAAUAAUAUUGCAAGCUCAUCCUUCUCAUCUCUUCUUGUUCAUAAAGGCUUAAUCUUACUGUCUAUUUGUCUCUGUCUCUCACUGUCUCUUUCUCUGUCUGUCUGUCUGUCUGCCUGUCUGUUUGUCUCCCUGCCUGUUUGCCUGUCUCUCUCUCUCUCUCUCUCUCUGUCUGUCUGUCUUUCUUUCUCUCUCUCCGUCUGUCUGUCUGUCUGUCUACUCUCUCUCUUUCUCUCUCGAUCUAUCUAUCUAUCUAUCUAUCUCUUUUAAGCUUAGAUCUUCACUACUCUGUAGCCGAUUGACAAUUAACAUUACUCGAGACUGUAUAUA
Penaeus indicus is the source of this 1218-nucleotide messenger RNA. RefSeq lists its product as uncharacterized. The coding region runs from base 18 to 806 and encodes 262 amino acids. The transcript has 3 exons. The record is from RefSeq and is a predicted model, not a curated record. NCBI's taxonomy places the organism in Eukaryota, Metazoa, Arthropoda, Malacostraca, Decapoda, Penaeidae.